Messenger RNA from Dermacentor silvarum, 664 nucleotides. Its product is annotated as keratin, type I cytoskeletal 10-like. The transcript is spliced from 4 exons. The record is from RefSeq and is a predicted model, not a curated record. Lineage: Eukaryota; Metazoa; Arthropoda; Arachnida; Ixodida; Ixodidae. Bases 21 to 404 code for a protein of 127 amino acids.
CGCACGGUGCUCGGGACAGAAUGAUGCGGCACGCGCUCUUCACAACCUUGCUCGCACUUCUCGGUGCAUUCGCUGUCAACACAAGUUAUGCUCAAGGCGGAAUCUACGGCGGCGGUUCAUUCAAGACCGGAAUCAAGGGCGGAGGAUACUACCCGAUAUAUCCUUAUUCUUACUCUAUGCCAUUCUACGCAAAGGGAUACCUAACUGUCACGCGCUAUCCCCGCUACUAUGGAGGCUCGAGCAUCUACUGGCAGCAGCAACAGCAGAUCCCGCUUCCGCCCUUUUACGGUGGCAGCAGCGACGGCCUCAGCGGAGGCAUGGGCGGAGGCUUAGGUGGAGGCCUCGGCGGAGGCCUCGGUGGCAGCGCGGGCGGAGGCAGCUACGGAGGCAGCAUAAGUGGUUAAUAAAGGCGAAGGUUUGAAGCAACGUUUAUAGGAAAAUUCCACAGGGUCUGCAUUUCGAAGUCACAUUGCGAUACCUCCUGUGUUUUGCCUUUUACUUCCGCGUGGCGAUGCAGAAUAUAUUUUCAGUAACUUCGACAGGUAACAACUGUAUCCCGGUGACAAAAUUUUCAGAAUAGUUCUGCUUUCUUCUCGCGAUUCCACUGUCCCCCUUUUGAAACGUAAUAAAUUCAUUUCCUAAAACCCCGAGAGCACGGUAGUCA